AUGAAGAUCUUUAGUUGGAAUAUUCGCGGUAUUAAUGGUAGCGGUCGUCAGAGGGUUGUUAGUAGGUGGUUGCAGAGUUUGGGCUCCUCAGUGGGAGCUUUAUUGGAAACACAUGUACAGGAAGAAAAUUUUCUCAGUAUUUUAGGAGCUGUUGCUCCUGGUUGGCGGUUUGAUAACAAUUAUUCAGUUGCAGAAGGAGGAAGAAUAUGGCUUUUGUGGAAUCAGUCGCUGUCAGUAGUGGUGUAUAUGAAGACGGAUCAGUUAAUUCUCUGUGGAGUUAUGGACCCGGCUUCAGGUACGAGUUGCACAAUAGCCUUUGUAUAUGCGCAGAAUUCAGAAGUGGAAAGACGGAUUCUAUGGAGAGACUUGAUCAAUAUCUCAAAUAGCUCCAUUGUUGCUUCGUCACCAUUGGUGGUGCUUGGAGAUUUUAAUCAAAUUCUUACGGCGGCAGAGCACUUUUCUUUGCAACCAUAUGAUCUGCCUGUUCGAGGUAUGGAGGAGUUUCAGCAGUGUCUGGUAGAGAGCAAUUUGGCAGAUAUGGAUUUCAGAGGCACUUUUUUCUCGUGGUCAAAUAGGAGAGAGGAAGAUCCAAUUCUCAGGAAGUUGGAUAGGGCGGUUUGCAAUGACAGAUGGAAGGAGGUUUUUCCAGGGGCCGUGAGUAUCUUUGAGGCUCCGGGAGAUUCCGAUCACUCUCCGGCAGUAGUUACCUUUUCCUCGGAACCCCAGAUGAGGAAAUGUAGCUUUAAGUAUUUUUCUUUCAUAUCUUCACAUCCAAGAUUCAGAGAAGAGAUGGUGAAGUUGUGGGAGGAAUCAAUCCCAGUUGGAUCGAAGUUGUUUUCUCUGGGACAGAGAUUGAAGAAGGCUAAAGCAGGUUGUAGAAGGUUAAAUAAGGAAGGGUUUGGAAACAUCCAACAAAGGGCAAGAGAGGCCCUCGAUUCUCUUAAGGCGAUCCAGCAACAGUUGCUCACCUCCCCUACGGACUUACUAUUUCGUCAGGAGUUUGUGGCCCGGAAGAAGUAG
This is a messenger RNA of Brassica napus (rape), 1020 nucleotides long. RefSeq lists its product as uncharacterized. The transcript has a single exon. Gene Ontology annotation, molecular function: catalytic activity. The record is from RefSeq and is a predicted model, not a curated record. NCBI's taxonomy places the organism in Eukaryota, Viridiplantae, Streptophyta, Magnoliopsida, Brassicales, Brassicaceae. The coding region runs from base 1 to 1020 and encodes 339 amino acids.